This is a messenger RNA of Anguilla rostrata (American eel), 7689 nucleotides long. RefSeq names its product CLIP-associating protein 2-like. The record is from RefSeq and is a predicted model, not a curated record. Lineage: Eukaryota; Metazoa; Chordata; Actinopteri; Anguilliformes; Anguillidae. Bases 772 to 5409 code for a protein of 1545 amino acids. Gene Ontology annotation, cellular component: basal cortex; mitotic spindle; kinetochore. The transcript is spliced from 42 exons. Gene Ontology annotation, molecular function: microtubule binding. Gene Ontology annotation, biological process: mitotic spindle assembly; establishment of mitotic spindle localization.
CCCUGUGGUAGGACUUGACAAUGUAGCCUGGUCUACUACCGAGUAUAGACGGUUCACUCGUACGGGUGAGGAUUUUAAUCCCUGGCCGCCAGGACUGUUCAUUUGGGGUUUAGGGUAAAUAGAAAAAAAUAGUGGUGAGCAUAGAGUGGUGUUCUACCUUGGAUUUUCUUAAUUUUAAGGCAGUGAGUGGUUGUCCGAAGUGACAAAUUAACAAUGGAAAAUAAAUAAUGAAGUGGAUGCGCCAGGCCUGCUGUAGUAGCUGUAAUAGCUAGCUAGUAGCUAGCAGCAGGACAGGAACAGCACAAAACAUCUGCAGCCGAUUCCAGCGCUGGAGGGGCACUGACCUGAGGGUAACCGAGCCUCAUACGAGGUCCGAUUGAUAGCAUUAGCUAGCUAACUUUGAGUGACUAGCAACACGAUAUCAUAAUAUGCAAGUCUAUUGCUCGCUAAAUCCCAUGAUUGCAAAUGUGCAUCAAUAAAGUGUUUAACAUUGCUGUUUGCUAGUUUUCCGUCUUGUGGAAGAAAAAAGGAAGUUGGUGGCUAGCUAGCCUGCUAGCUUCUUCAGGACCAGUAUCCAAAUAACUAGCUAGCGAACGCUGCGCUCUUUUCCGAAGUUGAAAUAAGACUGCAAGCCAAGAGUUCAUACUCUAGACACUUCCGAAAUUAGGUGGAUUUAAUGCGAUCCUUUGUUCCGAUUUGCUGGAAGGACUUAGUAAGACCACCAACGGUAACCAAACUUAACAAAUUUGCGGAAUACUCCGAGAACCAACAAUGGGGGAAAAUGACAACAUGGACUAUUUUUACCAGCAAGUAUUACAGAAGGACGUGACUCGGCGGCUGCAGGUUGGCCAAGAUCUGAUUGACUACCUCAACGAUCCCCAUAGGUCGUCUGAUGUCGACCAGGAAAAACCUCGUUUGGAUAAAACCAUUGAUGAGCUAACGGCAUGGGUAAAUUCAAGCAAUUAUAAGGUGGCAUUGGUGGGUCUGGAUAUUGUCAGCGCAUUCAUAGACCGACUGGCAGAGCGCUUCAAAGGAUAUGUGGCAACAGUGGUCCCAGCCCUUGUUGACCGACUGGGCGACUCCAAAGACCAGGUCCGGGAGCAGGCUCAGGCGGUGAUCCUUAAGCUUAUGGAGCAGACUGCGCCAGUCAUGUUCAUUUGGGAACGGCUGCUCCCCGGCUUCAAGCAUAAGAACUUCCGCAGCCGCGAAGGAGUGUGCCUUUGCCUCACCGCCACGUUGAACAUGUACGGGCCGCAGCCUUUGUCCCUCAGCAAAAUCGUUCCGUUCCUCUGCACGCUGACCGGCGACUCCAACGGCCAGGUUCGAGAAACUGCUACAGCGACUCUUGUGGAUGUGUAUCGGUACGUAGGGGAGAGGGUGAGAGCUGACCUGGGGAAAAGGGACUUGCCCAGCGCACGGCUGCAGACAAUAUACAGCAAGUUUGAUGAAGUGCUGAACUCGGGAAACAUGGCCCUAAGCCUCAGUCAAGACAAAAGCUUUGAGGAUGACGAGUCCGUGGACGGAAGCCGACCCUCUUCCUCGCAGUCCACUUUUAAGGUUCCCACCACCAAGAAGCCGAGCAACCCCGGCAACAGCAGCCGACGGCCAAGCGCCACUGGGGCCGCCAAAAUCGGAGGUACCAUGAAAGAAGGAGCUGGGGCGAUCGAUGAAGAAGAUUUCAUCAAAGCUUUUACGGACGUCCCCACUGUACAGAUCUAUUCUUCUCGUGACCUGGAGGACAACCUGAACAAGAUCCGUGAGGUCCUGUCUGAUGACAAACAUGACUGGGAUCAGAGGGCCAUUGCGCUGAAGAAAGUGCGGUCGCUGCUGGUUGCCGGGGCAGCAGACUAUGACUGCUUCUAUCAGCACCUGCGUCUGCUGGACGGGGCCUUCAAGCUGUCGGCUAAGGACCUGCGCUCCCAGGUGGUGCGGGAGGCCUGCAUCACUGUAGCCCAUCUCUCCACUGUCCUGGGCAACAAGUUUGAUCACGGUGCAGAAGGCAUUUUGCCUAUCCUCUUCAACCUGAUUCCCAACUGUGCCAAGGUGAUGGCCACGUCGGGGGUGUCGGCGAUCCGGUUCAUUAUCCGGCACACCCACGUUCCCAGGCUGAUUCCCCUGAUCACCAGCAACUGCACCUCUAAAUCUGUGUCAGUGAGGAGGCGUUGUUACGAUUUCCUGGACCUUCUGCUUCAGGAAUGGCAGACACAUUCCCUGGAGAGACACACAGCUGUUCUGGUGGACAGUAUAAAGAAGGGCAUCCGAGACGCAGAUGCUGAAGCCAGAGUGGAAGCUCGAAAGACGUACUGGGGUCUGCGGAACCACUUUCCUGGCGAGGCCGACGCCCUGUACAACUCGCUGGAGCCCUCGUACCAGCGCAACCUGCAGUCCUGUCUGCGCAGCUCAGGCAGUGUGGCCUCCCUGCCCCAAUCUGACCGCUCCUCCUCCAGCUCCCAGGAGAGCCUGAACCGCCCUCUCUCAUCUAAGUGGUCUGCUGCGCCAGGGAGAGUUCCUGCCAGUGCAAAGCCCGUAGGCUCCUCUGGGUCUCUGCAGCGCUCCCGCAGUGACAUUGAUGUUAAUGCAGCCGCUGGCGCCAAGGCGCGUCACAGCGGGAAGACGGGGGCCACCAGCCGGCUGACCCCGUCAAGCCGCCCCACAGGCUCCUACAGCUCACUGGAUGAAGCGUCUGAUAAGACAGAUGGGUCCAUGUCAGAUGAUGGGCGUCUGCGUACCAAGCAGACCCUCAGCACGGUGUCCGGAGGGGCAGGCAGCAGCCAGGUGGACUCACGCGGACGCAGCCGGUCCAAGAUGGUCUCCCAGUCGCAGCGUUCUGAAGAUUCCGAUUGCACGCCAGCGGGCAGCAGGUCGGGUUCUCCUGGCAGGGUUCUGACCAGCACGGCCCUGAGCACAGUGAACUCGGGGGCCCAGCGGGGACUAGCGGGGCCCGGGGCAUCCUACAGAAGGAGCCGAAUCCCACGCAGCCAGGGUUGCAGCCGCGACUCCAGCCCCACCCGGCUCUCCGUAGCCCCGUCAACCCACAGUCAAAUCUACAAUGGUGGGAGCAGAGGAGCGCGGGGAAGCCGGAUUCCCCGGCCUAGUAUGAGUCAGGGCUGCAGCCGGGAAGCCAGCCGCGAGAGCAGCAGGGACACGAGCCCUGUGCGCUCCUUCCAGCCGCUCGCUUCGCGACACCACUCCAGGUCCACUGGAACACUCCACACCCCCGAUGCCUUUGGGGCGGCAGGGUAUGGCAUGAGCCAGUCCAGCAGGCUCUCGUCUUCAGUCAGCGCCAUGCGGGUCCUCAACACUGGCUCCGAUGUGGAGGAGGCCCUGGCCGACGCUCUGCUGUUAGGAGACAUGAGGAGUAAGAAAAAGCCGGCCAGGAGGCGGUACGAGACGUACGGGAUGUACUCGGACGACGACGCCAACAGCGACGCAUCGAGCGCCUGCUCGGAGCGCUCAUACAGCUCGCGCAACGGCAGCAUCCCCACCUACAUGCGGCAGACGGAGGACGUGGCCGAGGUGCUCAACCGCUGCGCCAGCUCCAACUGGUCCGAGAGGAAGGAGGGUCUGAUUGGGCUGCAGAGCCUGCUGAAGAAUCAGAGGACCCUCAGUCGCGUGGAGUUGAAGAGGCUCUGUGAGAUCUUCACCAGGAUGUUUGCAGACCCGCACAGCAAGGUGUUCAGCAUGUUCCUGGAGACGCUGGUGGACUUCAUCCAGGUACACAAGGAUGACCUGCAGGACUGGCUGUUCGUUCUGCUCACUCAGCUGCUGAAGAAGAUGGGCGCUGACCUGCUGGGCUCUGUACAGGCCAAGGUCCAGAAGGCCCUGGAUGUUACCAGAGAGUCCUUCCCCAACGACCUGCAGUUCACCAUCCUCAUGAGAUUCACUGUGGACCAGACACAGACACCCAACCUCAAGGUGAAGGUGGCCAUACUCAAGUACAUAGAGACUCUGGCCAUGCAGAUGGACGCUCCGGACUUUGUCAACUCUAGCGAGACCCGCUUGGCCGUCUCGCGCAUUAUCACCUGGACCACCGAGCCCAAAAGCGCCGAAGUCCGGAAGGCUGCCCAGGCAGUACUGAUUGCCCUCUUUCAACUCAAUACCCCGGAGUUCACAAUGCUACUGGGGGCGCUACCGAAAACGUUCCAGGAUGGAGCCACAAAACUUUUGCAGAAUCACCUCCGUCACAGCGGCAACUCGUCACAGCAGACUCCCACAGGCAGCCCGCUCACCCGUCACACCCCCCGCUCUCCUGCCAGCUGGUCCAGUCCCCUCACCUCCCCCACCAACACCUCGCAGAACACCCCCUCACCAAGUGCAUUUGACUACGACACGGAGAACAUGAAUUCUGAGGACAUCUACAGCUCACUGCGGGGGAUGACAGAGGCCAUCCAGAGCUUCAGUGUGCGCAGCCAGGAGGACAUGAACGAGCCCGUGUCUCGCGACGCCAAGAAGGACGGGGAGAGUGAAGCGGGUGGAGUAGGUAGCAGUAGUGCUGACACUCUGGAUUCUGGACGCACGGUGCUGGACAAUAAGACCUCCCUCCUCAACACCAUGCCCCUGCUACACUCCAGCCCCCGUGGCUCCCGUGACUACAACCCGCUCAACUACUCGGACUCUUUAAACAAGUCAGCCCUGAAAGAGGCCAUCUUUGAUGAUGACACAGAACAGUUCCCUGAAGGCGGUAACCAGUCAGAGCUGGUGGCAGAACUUUUGAAGGAGCUGUCCAAUCAUAACGAGCGGGUGGAGGAACGGAAGGCGGCACUGUCAGAGCUGCAGAAAUUGAUCCGGGAAAACCAGCUGGUGGUGUGGGACGAACACUUCAAAACCAUACUGCUACUUCUGCUGGAGACGCUGGGCGACCGUGAACAUGUGAUCAGGGCCAUGGCUUUGCGAGUGCUGAAGGAGAUCCUGAAUCGGCAGCCUGCACGCUUCAAGAACUACGCUGAGCUGACCAUAAUGAAGGCCCUGGAGGCGCACAAAGACCCGCACAAGGAGGUGGUGCGAGCGGCAGAGGAGGCGGCGGCCAUGCUCGCCACGUCCAUCAGCCCAGAUCAGUGCAUCAAAGUGCUGUGUCCCAUCAUCCAGACGGCCGACUACCCCAUCAACCUGGCCGCCAUCAAGAUGCAGACCAAGGUCAUUGACCGCGUUCCCAAGGAAGGCCUGAACCAGCUGAUGCCUGAGAUUGUUCCCGGACUCAUCCAGGGGUACGAUAACUCAGAGAGCAGCGUGAGGAAGGCGUGCGUCUUCUGCCUGGUGGCCAUUUACGCAGUCAUAGGGGAGGAGCUGAAGCCUCACCUCAGCCAGCUGUCUGGCAGCAAGUUGAAGUUGCUGAAUCUGUACAUCAAGCGGGCGCAGUCGGGCUCCAGUGGCAGCGAUCCCACGGCGGACAUCUCGGGCCAGGGCUUGUAAAGCAGGAGCAAGAGGAGACUCCUCCCCUCCCCACCCUGACUCGCCCCCCCCCCCCCGAUCAUGCAUGCUACCCACUGUACCACUCAACUGGGACUUUGGAGGGGUCCGUAGGGCUAGCCCCCUUUUAACAUGGAGAUAUUGCUAACGGCCUCACUCACCCAUCCACCAUCAGUGUUACAGAUCAAUUGUUUGUUUUUUGUUUUGGUAAUAUGAAACCUAAUUUAUGUUUUAACUUUAUACUACCACAAGAAUCAGAUUCAGAUUCAACACAGCAAAACAAUACUGUUUUCUCUUAACUAUACUGCAACAUGUAAACUUAGAAUAAUUGAAGUAAAUACUAAACACCUAUUGUCAGUUAUAUACUGUAAGUUUAUCAUUGGAAUGAUGUGUUCACUGACUGUUAUUUCAAUGCUACUAGAACGGUAACAUGCAUCAACCAUUUCUGUUGACAGCCAUUCACCAUGCUAAUGGAACAAGUGUGCUACCAUGGCAAGUUUUUUGCCACCAUGACUGCUUGAGUCAUUGAAUAUGGUGGUUAAGCCUGUAAAUAUGGAUUGCAAAGCUUUUAAUUCCAAAGUGGAGUUUAUGUUUUUAUUCAUGAUUACAGCAUACUGUCGACAACUAAUGGGCUUAAAGACUGAAUUUAUUUUUCUUUCUCCAAAAGAUGUUGCUUGUUAUGGAAAAUGAUUCGUUCUUUUGUGUCAUUUUGGAAUGUUGAUGUCCUUGAUGGUUUUGUCUUUAAUUUGUCCUUUACAAAUUUCUGGAUUUUACAUCAAUCAGUGUCAUCUUCUGAAUCCUGAAUACGCAACACUUGAAGUAGUCCAGGGUCUUCCAUGUUAGUGUGGGUUAGACCGUGCAGGGCCAGGCUGGUCCUCUGGGCCAAAAAAGUGUGUUCUUUUAUUCUGUAAAGUCUUAUUUACUCAGCACUCACCAGGUUACCUGCCCUGUGGCCCAUUUGCCAUGUGCUAGACUGCAUUUAAUGUAUACCCAGCAUUCAGAUCUCACAGAUUCUUUUGGUUAACAAAGUGAUGGAACAACAUUGUGUGAUAUUGGAUGCAUGCAGCUCAACUACAUUUGCCCAUGUUGAAGUCAUCUUACACUGCAACCAGAUACACACACACAAACCAACAUGUUCAGCAUGCAUCUCUGAAUUUAUAGAUUAAAUUAUGGACAGAAGAAUUUUGUUGCUUUGGGCUUUUUUUACCCUUAUACAUGCUUGGGGAAAUGUUUUUUGAAGGAAAACUGUGGACAUGUUGUCUUCAGUGUCCCACUAAAAUUGUAGUUUGGCCAAGGUGUGUCAGAUUUUUAUUUAGUCUGCGCAUUUUCUCUGUCUCAUGGGAGUAAAAGGAUCUCAAAACAGGAGACACUGUUCAUUAUUUUUGCAUGGGCAGAAGUUGGGGCCUGAAGCAGCAGGGCAGUGUCAGUUUCUGUGGAUGGUAAGCAGUCUCCAUGGCUACCCAGGAAUUACGGCCUCCACCCUGAGAUGGUGCUUUAUAUAGGUAAUGCGUGUUUGUCACUUGGGUGACUAUGAGCAACUGCCCUGGAUCUUUGGCCCAACUGCACAUUCACCACCAGGCAUGGAAGUUACAAAUGCUCCUGGUUUUACUCCAGUGUUAAUCUGCCCUGCUUCAUGUCCUGAUAGUGCCGCUAGGAAUUUGUCCUGAUCUGACCACUUGUUUGCUUUAACCAGAUUUAAGCGGAAGAGGUUAGUCGCUGUUAGAGCCACAGAGGUACCAGGGUCCAUGGAUUCAAUUUUGUGGGGGUGUUGUGUGCACCACUUGCUCCCAUAUUGCCCCAGCUGUGUCAAAACACUCCUCUGUCAUCCCCUUAAGUGGACGUGAUCUUCCAGCUUGAUCUGAUUGGCCGCUGUGUCACAUGACCUGGCUGGCUGAGGUUCCCUGCAGCUCCAUUUCACUGCAACUCCGGGUUAGAUUAGUGAGGCCGAUACGUGCAGUCCUUUUUAAAGCGUGUAUGUAUAUGACAUGAAUUCAAAGGUCAGUGUGGGGAAUUUCACCUGUCCCGGAAGUAAAAGGGACAGCAUUGAUCUUGUUUUCUUUCGUUGCAAGAGUAGAUUCAUUUUUCUUCAUUGGGAAAUUUGUAGAAAUGUAUUUACAGACUUGAAUGGCAAAACCCUGUCAGUGUCACCAUUUCCCCCGUAAUAGUGUCCAAUCUCUCCCCUUGUGAGUGUAACAUUCAAGUUCUCACUGUUCUGUUACUGUGUAUUUAUAGAGCUGUGCUUACAGUUGUGCAUAUACCUGCAAUAAAAUGUACAGAACAUUA